Messenger RNA from Musca domestica (house fly), 2083 nucleotides. Its product is annotated as arylsulfatase B. Lineage: Eukaryota; Metazoa; Arthropoda; Insecta; Diptera; Muscidae. The record is from RefSeq and is a predicted model, not a curated record. Bases 302 to 2062 code for a protein of 586 amino acids. The transcript has 5 exons.
UAAAACUGAUCAUUGUGCCGUGAAACUUUCAAGCGUGUAUAUCGUGCGGUUUGCCGGUUUUUCUUUCGUUCAAGUCUCGUAAAAUUGCCAUUUGACGAAUAGUUGUUGCCGUUGUUGUUGUUGUUGGGGGAGUAAAAGUGUGUGACUGUGUAAACAUUGGCUGCUCUUUGGCCUCAAAAAAAAAAAAAAAACAAAAAAAAAACAACCGUUUAUUUUGGCAGAGUGGCGUCGCCGAGCGCCAUCUAACAACACUCAUCGAUGUCAAUUUCGAAAAAUUCUGGUGAAAUUUGAAUAAGCGACGAUGUUUAGAUUUAAUCUGCCGGCUGUGCUGGCAAUCGUGCUUGGGUUGGUGAUGAGGACCCAGUCGGCGGCCUGGGAGGGGAGUGCGAAACCAAAUAUCGUUAUUAUUAUGGCUGAUGAUAUGGGCUUCGAUGAUGUCAGUUUCCGAGGUUCGAAUGAAUUUCUUACGCCCAACAUUGAUGCCUUGGCCUAUAGUGGGGUAAUUCUAAAUAAUCUCUAUACUCCCUCGAUGUGUACCCCUUCGAGGGCGGCCCUGCUGACGGGAAAAUAUCCCUUGAAUACCGGCAUGCAGCAUUAUGUCCUGGUGAAUGAUCAGCCCUGGAGUUUGCCCACCAAUGAGACAACAAUGGGUGAGGUAUUCCAAGAGAAUGGCUAUUACACUUCGUUGAUUGGAAAAUGGCAUUUGGGUAUGUCACGUAAGGCCUAUACGCCCAAAUUUCGGGGAUUCGAUCAGCAUUAUGGUUACUUGGGAGCCUAUGUGGACUACUAUGAUCAGACACUGGAACAGGGGAAUGUCAACUAUUCCCGGGGCCAUGAUUUCCGAGACAAUCUGCGACCUGUGUGUGAUCGCAACGGCACCUAUGUCACCGAUCUUUUGACAGAGGCCGCCAUUCGGCGCAUCAAACAGCAUAAUUAUCAGAGGAAACCUCUUUUCAUGUUACUCAGCCAUUUGGCUCCGCACUCGGCAAAUGAUGACGACCCUUUGCAGGCUCCUCAGUCGGAGGUAGAGAAAUUCUCCUAUAUUAAAGAUGAACGCCGUAGGAAAUAUGCCGCCAUGGUUUCAAAACUCGAUCAAAGUGUGGGCCAAGUGGUGGAGGCCUUGAGUCAUCGGGGAAUUUUGAAUAAUACCAUAUUGUUGUUUUUAUCCGACAAUGGUGGACCGACGCAGGGAAUGCAUUCCACAACGGCAUCGAAUUAUCCACUGAGGGGGCAAAAACAUUCCCCCUGGGAGGGUGGUCUACGCUCCUCAGCCGCCAUUUGGUCUACACAGCUGGAGAAGCUCGGCACCAUUUGGAAACAGAAAAUUUACAUAGGCGAUUUUCUGCCCACCUUGGCGGCAGCGGCAAAUAUACCCCUGGAUGGCCUAACCCUCGAUGGCCUUAAUCUAUGGCCCUCCCUCAAGUAUGGCUAUGAGUCGGUGGAACGGGAAAUUAUGCACAAUAUCGAUGAGAUUUUCAACUAUGAGGUCUAUGCCAAGGGUAAAUGGAAAUUUGUGAAUGGUACCACUGUGGAGGGACGUUACGAUGGUUGGCUUUCACAGCGUCCCAAUGAUAGUUCACAAAUUGAUCCAAGAUUUGAACACUACGAAGAUUUGGUCAAACAAUCACCGGUGUGGAAACAUUUGCAUGCCAUAACUGGAGAUAAACCCAUCCAGCUGUUGGAACAUCGGGAACAUGCUGUGGUGAAGUGUUUGUAUGAAGAUGCCACCCUGGGUGUUGCCUGUAAUCCCUUGGAGGCCCCAUGUCUUUUCGAUUUGGAUGUGGAUCCCUGUGAACAAAAUAAUCUGUAUGAAAAAAUGAAAAAUUCCACAAUAUUUGGGGAUAUAAUGGAACGUAUUGCAUACUUUAGGGAGCAUGCCCAUCCGAUCAAUAACAAGCCAGCUGAUUAUCGUUGUAAUCCAGCUGAUUUCAAUUAUGAAUGGACCUGGUGGGAAGAUGUGCUGGAGGGUAACGGUGGGCGGGGUGUUAAAGGGAAAUUUAGUUUUUUAGAGUUGCUAGGGCUCACAGGCCUACUUGUGGUGCUGAGGGAAGUUUUAGAUUAAGAAAAAAAAAUGUUAUUUAUU